Molecule: messenger RNA, 1158 nt
Organism: Oncorhynchus keta (chum salmon)
Lineage: Eukaryota; Metazoa; Chordata; Actinopteri; Salmoniformes; Salmonidae
Exons: 5
Coding region: 130-1104 (324 amino acids)
Source: RefSeq, a predicted model, not a curated record
AUGUCCUCUAUAUCUAACCUGACUAGUAAUGUCCUCUAGUAUAUAACUCUACAUCUCUUUUCAGGUGCCAGUUUUGUGGACGUCCAUAAGUAUCAACUCAUUCAGAAGGUUACCAAGGUGAAGCCCAUCAUGUAUGAGCUGUUCUAUAAGAAGUACUGUAACAUCAGUAUCAAAGAGAUGACCAGCCAGGACCAGAUGAGACUGUUGUACGAGGCUCUAGAAGAAGCAGAAGACCCAAGAAGGGUGAAGUCAGACUUUUACAGGAUUCUAAUGGAUCUGGAAUCUGAACUUGUCAUCAACCUGGGUGCCAUAUUUGUGGACAUCCAUAAGGAUCAACUCAUUCGGAGGGUUACCAAGGUGAUGCCCAUCCUUCAUGAGCUGUUCUAUGAGAAGUUGUACCGUGACAUCAGUAUCAAAGAUAUGACCAGCCAGGACCAGAUGGAACAGUUGUACCAGGCCCUAGAAGAAGCAGAAGACUCAAGAAGUGCGAAAUUAGACUUUUACAGGAUUCUACUGGAUCUGGAACCUGACCUUGUCAUUGACCUGGGUGCCAGUUUUGUGGACGUCCAUAAGGAUCAACUCAUUCGGAGGGUUACCAAGGUGAUGCCCAUCCUUCAUGAGCUGUUCUAUGAGAAGUUGUACCGUGACAUCAGUAUCAAAGAGAUGACCAGACAGGACCAGAUGGAACAGUUGUACCAGGCCCUAGAAGAAGCAGAAGACUCAAGAAGUGCGAAAUUAGACUUUUACAGGAUUCUACUGGAUCUGGAACCUGACCUCGUCAUCGACCUGGGGGAAGCUAAAGAGACCAACCAAUCCCUCUCCACCUCUCCAGGAGGUCAACAGGAAACACAGACUCCUUCCCAAAGGAGGAAGUCUGUUCCUGAGAUGGAGAUUAAGUCUUUACCUGGUCCAGGGAGAAAGUCUGUUCCUGGUUCAGUGGGGAAGUCUGUUCCUGGUUCAGGGGGGAAGUCUGUUCCUGGUUCAGGGGGGAAGUCUGUUCCUGAGAUGGAGAUGGAGACUUUACUGGGUCCUGGACUACAGAAUGAUCUGGAUGAGAUGGAGAGGGGAGGAAGAGUUACUACAGACUAUAACUCUAUGCUAUAGGGUUACUAUAGAGAGACUAUAACUAUAGAGCUGAGUUACUAUAGAGAGACUAUA